Microthlaspi erraticum is the source of this 1830-nucleotide messenger RNA. Lineage: Eukaryota; Viridiplantae; Streptophyta; Magnoliopsida; Brassicales; Brassicaceae. The record is from the annotation of a GenBank genome assembly.
AUGGGAAGCGCCGAUCCGGUCGAUGAUCGGACCUUCAAUGGUAAUUUCAGUGAGGAAGGAGUUGCGAAGUUGAAAGAGAUGGUAAAGCAUAAACUGAAGGAGUACAUGGGAUAUUCAGAUGACACUCUCGCGGAUUAUGUGAUAGUUUUGCUUAGAAACGGGAGACGGAAAGAGGAAGCAAAGAAUGAAUUGAAAGUAUUUCUUGGAGAUGAUAGCGACUCUUUUAUAACCUGGUUGUGGGAUCAUCUGGCUGAAAGUCUGGAUGAUUACUUUAUUGCUCUUAUUGAGCAGACUACCAGUAAAAAUGAGGAGAAGGCACUUGUGCCUAUGGAUUCUGAAACUGAAAAGGGACGAUCUGGUACUCGCCGUAGUAGACAAUGGAGAAGCCAGCCAAGUAAUGCUCCUGAGAUUCCUCCACUUCUGAGCUCUGAGGUUCACAGAAUUCAUGACUACGAGAAGAAUGAUCACAAACAAAGACGUGAUAAAAGGUCUCCAUCUCCCCAGUCUCAAUCCCACAGGAAAAGGACUAGAACUGAUGACUCGCGGAAAGAACAGAGGGAGGCUAAACCCGAUGUCUCUCGCCGGCUGCUUCAGUUUGCUGUGCGAGAUGCUCUGGCAAUACCAAAGCCGCCAACUAGUUCAACUGGAUCCUCAUUAAAACGUCUUCGUUCAGUGGUGGCUGCAUCUACACAAGACUCAUCUGACCCUGACCCAGCUCCGAAAAUUCGAUCUGUUGCGAGGGUUGUGAAUCCCAUGGCUCAUGUUUUAAAAGCCGUCGCUGAAGCAGCAGAAGAUGUCAAAAAACCAAAAUCUGGGAAAAGUGUCUUUGACAGAAUAAGCCACUCUACUGGUUUUUCUGGGACCCGAGACCAACAUAUGGUAAAUGGUGAAGUUUCUCCUGUGAAUGAAGAAUCUAACAACAACGGCGUGUAUGAUGAGAACAUGACGACUUUUGACACUAGCUUGCAGCCAAAUGUUUCGUCUGGUCGAAGCAGACUCAGUUCAAGUGCUAAUGCGUUUCACCCAAGUUCUUUUCCUGGGAACAGACUUAACAAUCCAAAUAGUCUGCAGCAUCGUUUGGUCAAUGACCCCAAAAGAGUUGAAGCUGAGAAAUCUGGCAAUGUAGAUACUGGGAAAUCAGUAAGGUUAGACGAGCCGAUGAAAGUACCAGACGUGGGUCUGCAGAGAUUUAUGGACGGAGGCAUCACACAAUCAUCAACUGAGAAAAUCUUGAGUGAUACAACAGGGAAUGGAAUUAUAAAAACUGGUGCCAAUGCGAAAGAUGAUGUGAUGUCUAAGAAAUCUGUUCCUGGGACAUUACCCACCCGCCCUUUGGAAGAUGCUAGUUCUCGAACAAUCUUUGUCGCCAAUGUUCAUUUUGGCGCCACCAAGGAUAGCCUUUCAAGGCAUUUCAACAAAUUUGGUGAAGUUCUUAAAGCUAUUAUAGUUACAGAUCCAGCAACAGGGCUACCAAGUGGAUCAGCAUAUAUCGAGUUCACGCGCAAAGAAGCUGCAGACAAUGCAUUAUCUCUGGAUGGUACCUCUUUCAUGACUCGGAUUCUCAAGAUUGUGAAAGGAAGCAAUGUGCAACAACAGGAGGCUGCGUCGAGCAUGACAUGGCCUCGUGCAGGAAGGUUCACAAGAGCAGCGUCCUCAUACCGAAGAGGUGGUCCAUUUAGGGGACGUUCGGUUGUUAGAGGUGGAGGCAGGAGUAUGCAAUGGAAGCGCGAUUCAGCCGAGACCGGAAACAACGUUGUAGCUCCCAGUCCUCGUAGUCUGACUUACGUCCGAACAGAAUCAACAUCAGACGGAGGAAAUGCAGCAAUUUGA